AUGAAGGAGCUGGUAGUUUCUGCUGGAGACAGCGUCGAAGUGACCCUGCCAAAGAAUGAAGUUCAGCUGAAUGCGUUUGUGCUUCCUGAACCGCCACUUCGAACCACGUAUUCCUAUGAGUGGGAAUUGAUUACUCAUCCGAAAGACUACAGUGGAGAAAUGGAAGGGAAGCAUUCACAGAUCCUUAAGUUAUCUAAGCUUACUGUUGGGCUGUACGAAUUCAGAGUCAUCGUUGAUGGGGAAAACGCACACGGAGAGGGUUACGUGAAUGUAACAGUCAAUCCCAAGCCUCGGGUGAAUCAGCCUCCCGUUGCCAUCGUGUCCCCGCAGUUCCAGGAGAUUUCACUGCCAACCAUUUCAACUGUUAUUGAUGGCAGCCAAAGCACUGAUGAUGAUAAAAUCGUCAGCUAUCACUGGGAGGAACUGAAGGGUCCUUUGCGGGAGGAGAAGGUUUCUAGCGAUACUGCCAUAUUGACGCUGACCAACCUGGUACCCGGGAAUUACACAUUCAGUCUAACAGUGGUGGACUCGGAUGGUGCCAGCAACUCCACCACUGCAAACCUGACUGUGAACAAAGCAGUGGAUUAUCCUCCAGUGGCAAAUGCGGGCCCAAACCAAGUGAUCACGCUGCCUCAGAACUCCAUCACCCUCUACGGGAACCAGAGCACCGAUGAUCACAGCAUUGUCAGCUAUGAGUGGCUGCUCAGCCCUAACAGCAAAGGGAAGGUGAUGGAGAUGCAGGGGGUGAGGACACCAGUCUUACAGCUCUCUGCAAUGCAAGAAGGUGAUUACACUUACCAGCUCAUAGUGACUGAUUCUGCUGGGCACCAGUCCACUGCGGAGGUCACUGUCAUAGUCCAGCCAGAGAACAAUAAGCCCCCAAAGGCGGAUGCUGGUCCAGACAAAGAAUUAACUCUUCCUGUGGACAGCACCACUCUAGAUGGCAGCAAGAGCUCGGAUGACCAGAAGAUAGUCUCCUUUCUCUGGGAAAAAACCCGGGGCCCAGAUGGUGUCAAGCUGGAGAAUGCCAACAGCAGCAUUGCCACUGUAACAGGCCUUCAAGUUGGCACAUACGAAUUUACUCUGACAGUUAAAGAUGAGAGGAACUUGCAGAGCCAAAGCUCGGUCAACGUCAUUGUGAAAGAAGAGAUAAACAAGCCGCCAGUCGCAAAGAUUGCUGGCAAUGUUGUCAUCACCUUGCCCACAAAUACAGCUGAGUUGGAUGGAUCCAAGUCCUCUGAUGAUAAGGGAAUUGUCAGCUACCUGUGGACCCGGGACGAGGGGAGCCCUGCAGCUGGGGAAGUCCUAAAUAAUUCAGACCAUCAUCCUGUCCUUCUCCUGUCCAAUCUGGUAGAAGGGACCUACACAUUCCACCUCAGAGUAACAGAUGCCAAAGGAGAGAGUGAUGUGGAAAGGACCACAGUGGAAGUCAAACCUGAUCCUAGGAAAAAUAACCUUGUGGAGAUGAUCCUGGAUGUUAAUGUCAGCCAGCUGACGGAGAGGCAGAAGGGCAUGUUCAUCCGACAAAUAGGCGUUCUGCUGGGGGUCCUCGACUCGGACAUCACUGUGCAGAAAAUCCAGCCGUACACGGAACAAAGCACGAAGAUGGUGUUUUUUGUACAGAACCAGCUUCCCCAUCAGAUAUUCAAAGGACGAGAGGUAGCCUGGACGCUGAAGAACGAACUACGGAAACAACAGCCAGACUUCCUCAUCUUCCGGGCGUUAGAAAUCAACACAGUCACGUGUCAGCUGAACUGCUCCGAGCACGGUCGCUGUGACUCCUUCACCAAGCGCUGCGUCUGUGACCCUUUCUGGAUGGAGAACUUCAUCAGGGUGCAGAUGGGGGACGGCGAGAGCAACUGUGAGUGGAGCGUGCUGUAUGUGAUCAUUGCAUCUUUCGUCAUUGUGGUUGCCUGCGGAAUCUUCUCCUGGAUGGUGAUCUGCUGUUGCAAGAGCAGACGAAAAGGAAAAUCCAAAAGAAAAAGCAAAUACAAGAUUUUGGAUGCAACAGAUCAAGAAAGCCUGGAGUUAAAACCAAAUCCCAAAGCAGGCGGCAGACAGAAGGCCCAGGUCCUCAACACUAGCCUGAUGCACUCGGAGUCUGAGCUGGACAGCGAUGAAGCCAUCUUCACGUGGCCUGACCGUGAAAAAGGGAAACUGCUCCGGAGCCAGAACGGCUCCUUGCGCAAUGGACAAGUGACGCCCAAACCCAAGAACCAGAGGGAGGAAAUCCUAUAG
Messenger RNA from Opisthocomus hoazin, 2238 nucleotides. Lineage: Eukaryota; Metazoa; Chordata; Aves; Opisthocomiformes; Opisthocomidae. The record is from RefSeq and is a predicted model, not a curated record.